Rhopilema esculentum is the source of this 4762-nucleotide messenger RNA. The record is from RefSeq and is a predicted model, not a curated record. NCBI's taxonomy places the organism in Eukaryota, Metazoa, Cnidaria, Scyphozoa, Rhizostomeae, Rhizostomatidae.
AUUUAUUUUAUUGGUUUGAUAGAAGCUCAAAGCGCAAAGGUAAACUGUCUGAAUACUUUGAAUUUUGUGACCAGGAGUACCAACUUUAAGUGAGAAAUUUUUGAUGCGACCAGUAAAUCUACUGUACCCACCAAAUUGAUAUUUGUAAAUAGCCCGAACAACAUAGUUAUAUUUUCUUUAUAAUUACCAAAACCUUACUCAACAAAUAGCCUAAAGCAUAAAAGCCUAAAUCUCUAAAUUUUGAUUACCAUGAAACAAAAAUUUAAACUUGCUGUAAGAAGUAAAGCAACAUUCAAGCAAAACCAGUAUUAUAUAUACUUAAUGAUUAGUAGUAUUCUUUCAGAUCAAUUGAUCAAUUUUAUCUAAAUCUUCAUCAAAUACUUCUACUGCAAUUUUGCAAUGUGUUCUUGCUUCACAGCAGUUUUGUCAUAGGAAUUUAUGAUAAUGAGUCAAGGACGUUAACAAAUAACAGGGGGAGUUUAGCAUAAACUCCUUUUUUAUAAGAAGCGUUAAGAAUUUUUAGUACUGAAAGUUUCUUAAUCUUUUAUUGAAUUAACUACUCGUAGUUUCUUAAAAAACUCCCACUCUAAAAUUUUCUGAUCAAUGCGGGUAUUAUUAUUCCAAACUGUAAAGUUUCAAGUUUCUUAUCCGGAAAUUCACCUUGCCUGUUCGUAAAUUGAUUCAACUCCCAUCAAAAAGAAAGCAAACGAGGCAAUUGUGCAAUUUGGAUCCAGUGGAGACGGGAUUCACAAUAGAAAACGAUUAAUGGAUGAGUCAGAUUCAGCCUGUGAAUUUUGAUGUUUAGAAUUUUUACAUUUGAAAUAAAAAAACUUCUUAAAAUAUAAAAUUCAUAAGUUUGGACUUAAGAAAAAAAUUCCAAGUCAACCGUUAAGUUUUCCAACUGUAACUGGAUUUUCCAAACUUUGGGGGGGGACGUUACGCCCCCACGCCCCCCUAUUAUUUACGUGCCUGAUCCAGCUGUUCACAAAAUUUAAUAAAUUACUACAAAGAGAAGAACCAACCAUCCAUAUCUUGCAAGAUGCAGUUAAAAAUUUAGGCAAAAAGUUAGCAUAUUGUUUCUUAAAUUUUUUCGAAUAUUUUUUUUUAUAAUGUUCCUAAUUGCCAUUUUCAAAUGACACAUAAGAGCAAAAUUCAACCUCAAUUUCCUAAUCAAAAAGAUAUAUCCGUACUAAUAGAAGCUACUGUAUUAAGAUUGAACUGAAUUUUUUGAAACAUUUCUGUCGUCUAGAUGAUGAGUAUUAGAAAGUUAUAUAAACAUCUUGCCUUGGAAAUUUAGCUUUGUGUUUGAUUGUUUCGUUGUGCAAGAAUACUUCAUUCAUUAGGAACUGUCAUAAUUUCUGUUGUUUGUCUCUUUGUAAGGAGUAAGUGUGAUGUGGCAGAGAAUUAAAUAGGCCAAUGGUAGGACACUCUUGAAUAAGUACAAAUUCUGAAACUAACAAUCGCUAGUUCUCUCCCCCCCAUCUCUCAAAUUCGCUCCAAACCUACUUUGCUAGUUUUUUCAUUGAUAAAUCUCACUGGAGGAUUAUUCCAGUUACCACAAAAAAAAGCUCACUAUUUCAGUAAAAUUUUCAUGAUUUUUUUCUCUUUAAAACUCGAUGCAAUCCCCUCUACCUAGAAUUAUAUUCAUGAAUACUCAUUCUUGAUAAGCAAUGCUAAGGCGUUGCAGGAAAACGGAAAAAUUUGAUACCGGCGAGAUUGGGGCAUUUUCAAUGAAGAAGUUUCGAGCCAUACUUACGUAUGCUGCAAAUGGAAAGUUUUCCUUUUUAGUGGAUUUAUCAAACCGAUAAAGAAUGAGCCAGUGGCAGUCUGAUUUUGCAAGUUACAAGACAGCACGCUUUCUUCAAGGCAAAAACAACAUGAAGUUCUAUUCCAUUUUCUACGUGCAUCUAUUUGCAAUUUUUUUGCAUAAAGCAAAUGGAGUGUGCUAUAGUUCUACUAAAUAUGCGACAACAUCCCUACAAACACUCUCGAGGACAUAUUAUUCGAAUAACGAACUCUGUACCACUUAUAUUCGACCAUCGAGUUCGUACCCAUCCUCAAGUUACUAUUUAGAGAUCAAAUGGACUCGUCUUAGCGUUCAAGGGAGUCUACCUAGCUGCACUGAUUAUGUCGAAGUUUUCCUCACAAGACUUUAUAAAAGCAUUGGGAGAUACUGCUCUGACAACAUGAUUGACACAAAGCCAUUCAAUAUGUAUUCCUACGAUGGAUAUGCAAACAUUGUGUUCAGAUCAGAUAGCUCCAUAACACGAACCGGUUUUUCAUUGACAUACCAGUUGAAAAGCAAGUCAUCAUCACGGAUGGGCGGCUCAGCAACAUCAAGUUGCUACUACAGCGAUAGUUCUGCAGCAGCAACCUUCUACUCUUCUGGUUGGCCCUACAGUUACUAUGCGAGCAGCACCCCGUGUUGGAGGCGCUAUUACGCCGGUAAUAAUCCGGUACGGGUUGCUGUGAUGGACGUUUCAUUAUACAGAACAUCGUCUGUCUACUGUUACACAACUGAUUCCUAUUUUGAAGUGAAAGCAUCAUCUACUGUCUACACAACGUCAUCAAGCAUAACAUCUUACGCAACUACUGUAAGUGGGAGGAUCUGUGGAAUCAAAACUCCAACGGUGUAUACUGCGAAAAACAAAUACGUUUAUCUAUUAUUGAAUAGGCCCCACACUUUUUCUGGAUAUCGUGGUGUCAUUGUCGGCUACAUGGCCUAUGAUAUCAAUGAAUGUACUACAAGAACCCAUAGAUGCAGUUCUAAUGCCAUAUGCACAAAUACUGUUGGUUCAUACAAGUGCACAUGCAAAAGCGGUUAUACGGGAACAGGAACAAGUUGCGCAGAUCUGAAUGAAUGUAGAAGAGGAACCCACAGAUGUAGUUCCAAUGCUUUAUGCACCAAUACUAUCGGCUCAUACAGAUGUUACUGCAAAAGUGGAUACAUUGGGACGGGAUUUAGUUGCUUAGAUGUAAAUGAGUGUACCAAAGGAACACACAGAUGUAGUUCUAAUGCUUUAUGCUCGAAUACGGCUGGCUCUUAUAGGUGUUUCUGCAAAAGCGGCUACACAGGAAGUGGAACCAGCUGCUCAGUUUUGAAUGAAUGCACUCAAGGAACUCAUAGAUGCAGUUCUAAUGCUAUAUGCAUAAAAACGACCACAUCAUACAGGUGCAGUUGCAAGAGUGGAUACACGGGGACGGGGAUAAGUUGUGCAGAUCUGAAUGAAUGUACAAGAGGAACCCACAGAUGUAGUUCCAAUGCUUUAUGCACCAAUACUAUCGGGGCGGAUUAUGAGAGAGGAGUACUUGUUUUGAAUGAAUGCACUCAAGGAACGCAUAGAUGCAGUUCUAAUGCUAUAUGCAUAAAAACGACCACAUCAUACAGGUGCAGUUGCAAGAGUGGAUACACGGGGACGGGGAUAAGUUGUGCAGAUCUGAAUGAAUGUACAAGAGGAACCCACAGAUGUAGUUCCAAUGCUUUAUGCACCAAUACUAUCGGCUCAUACAGAUGUUACUGCAAAAGUGGAUACAUUGGGACGGGAUUUAGUUGCUUAGAUGUAAAUGAGUGUACCAAAGGAACACACAGAUGUAGUUCUAAUGCUUUAUGCUCGAAUACGGCUGGCUCUUAUAGGUGUUUCUGCAAAAGCGGCUACACAGGAAGUGGAACCAGCUGCUCAGUUUUGAAUGAAUGCACUCAAGGAACUCAUAGAUGCAGUUCUAAUGCUAUAUGCAUAAAAACGACCACAUCAUACAGGUGCAGUUGCAAGAGUGGAUACACGGGGACGGGGAUAAGUUGUGCAGAUGUGAAUGAAUGUACAAAAAGAACCCAUGGUUGUAAUUCUAAUGCAUUAUGUACAAAUACGGCUGGUUCAUACCGAUGCACCUGCAAUAGCGGGUAUACGGGCAGUGGAACUACCUGCAGUAUCGUCGAUGCUAAUGAAUGUUCUCAAGGGACUCAUAGAUGCAGUGCCAAUGCUUUAUGCAUAAAUACAGUUGGUUCAUACAGGUGCGCAUGCAAAAGUGGCUAUAAAGGAACUGGAAGUAGUUGCGAAGCAGCGGAUGAUGUUGCCUCAUCUAAGACUGUUGCCUCGAAAGAUUCUUCUUCUUCGACUGACCUUGGAAAAGCAAUUGGUGGAUCGAUGGCAGGUUUAGUUCUCGUCCUUGGUAUUAUUGCUGAGUUAGUUCAUUUACGUCGUAAAGGGUCCCGUAAUUCUGAGCAGAACCAGGCUUCUCUGAGAACGCAGGGAGAUGAGCCUGGAGCACGUUACAACGCAGCCAGCAAUAAUCAUGAUGAUGGCCAGGUGGAAAUACAGUCAGACCCGUCUAAUAGUGUCAAAUACAAAACAAAAUGUGACAGUCCUGCUCGUCAACAAAAAGUAUAAACGUCUUGAUCAUCAGGAGUACGUAUAGACAUAGCACAAUAUCGUAGAAAUAUUUUUACCGUUGUUUAAUGAUGCCGAGAAGCUGUUCAAGGAUGCUCAAUAGUCAACUAGCUAUCAGAUGUACCACUACAUAGUAUAAAACUGGUAAAGCAGCGUUCACAUCUUACGCAUGCAAUUCACUUAUUCUAUAAAAGGGUUUUUAUCUUCUCAAAAUUAUAUAUCGUGUCGCAAUAAGUAUUGAAUCAAAAUAUUUGCCGUUCAUUAUGGAGAAAAGCUCUACAAUUAUAGGCGGUAUAGAAAAUGUGAAAUUCAAUUUGUGAUGUUUUUCUCAAUUAGCGCUCUCGACAAAAGCAGGUGCUAACUUUCUUGUUUUUACC